Molecule: messenger RNA, 3613 nt
Organism: Sus scrofa (pig)
Lineage: Eukaryota; Metazoa; Chordata; Mammalia; Artiodactyla; Suidae
Gene: PAWR
Product: pro-apoptotic WT1 regulator
Biological process (GO): positive regulation of apoptotic process; apoptotic process
Cellular component (GO): cytoplasm
Source: RefSeq, a predicted model, not a curated record
UCGUUCCCUCGCCUCCUCCGGGUGGCGGGAAGGAAGCGGCGGCGGCAGCCAGAGCCGGGGCGGGCGGCCGGAGGUGCGAGCCCGGCCGGCCCGCGGGGAACAUGGCGACCGGCGGCUACCGGGCCGGCGGCGGCGGCGGCAGCACCACCGACUUCCUGGAGGAGUGGAAGGCGAAGCGCGAGAAGAUGCGCGCCAAGCAGAACCCCCCGGGCCCGGCCGCCCCCGGCGGGGGCACCGGCGACGCGGCCGGGAAGCUCCCCCCGGGCGCCCUGGGCAGCACCUCGGCCGCCGCGGCGGCCAACGAGCUCAACAACAACCUCCCGGGCGGCGCCGCAGCACCUGCCGCCCCCGGGGGCGUGAACUGCGGGGGGCCGGCGCCGCUGGCCCGCGCCGCCCCCGGCCCGCGGCGGCCUGAGGAUGAGGCUCCCGCCGCCGCCGGGGGCGCCGCCGCCGCCGCUUCGGGCGCUGCUCCCUCCCGGGGCGCAGAGGAGGAACGGGACGGCGCCCCGGAGAAGGGCAAGAGCUCGGGCCCCAGUGCCAGGAAAGGCAAGGGGCAGAUCGAGAAGAGGAAGCUGCGGGAGAAGCGGCGCUCCACCGGCGUGGUCAACAUCCCCGCCGCAGAGUGCUUAGAUGAAUAUGAAGAUGAUGAAGCUGGGCAGAAAGAGAGAAAACGAGAAGAUGCAAUUACACAACAGAACACGAUGCAAAAUGAGGCUGUUAGCUUACUAGAUCCAGGAAGUUCCUACCUGCUGCAAGAACCAUCUAGGACAGUUUCAGGCAGAUACAAAAGCACAACCACUGCCUCUGAAGAAGACGCCUCAAGCAGAUAUUCCCGAGCAGAUAGAAGCGGGUUCAGCAGGUAUAACAGGGAUGCAAAUGCUUCAGGUAAUUUGGUCUCAAGUAGCACAUUGGAAAAGAAAAUUGAAGAUCUUGAAAAGGAAGUUGUAAGAGAAAGACAAGAAAAUCUAAGACUUAUGAGACUAAUGCAAGAUAAGGAGGAAAUGAUCGGAAAACUUAAAGAGGAAAUUGAUUUGUUAAAUAGAGACCUAGAUGACAUAGAAGAUGAAAACGAACAACUAAAGCAGGAGAAUAAAACUCUUUUGAAAGUCGUUGGGCAGCUAACAAGGUAGAAGAUUCAAGGCUCAGUGUGGAAAAAAAUGUUUAAAACUACUGAUUGAAUGUUAUGGUUAAUGCUAGGACAAUAUUCCUAUGCUGUAAUGCAGUAAACUAAGUAUGUAUAUUUAUUUCUAGAAAACAGUGGAUGUUUAUUUUCAAACUAUUUCUUUUUCAUUAUCAGUUUUAAAAAAUAUCAACCUUGUAUUUCAUGGAUAAGUAACAUCUUUUAGUUGUUAAACUGGUAGGUUAUGCCUCUUUUGGUUUUGUGUGGUAUUCAGAUAAUAUACGGUUUAAAGUCACAACCAUCUGAACAUAUUUCAUCUAUGGUAGUGCAUUUUCCUCCCUUAAAAAAUACACAUAGUCUUUGUUUACAUGAAUUCAAAUACUUUGGGGGGGUUACCUGCAAAUGCCUUAUCACUAAUGUGUGAAACCUUUUAUAUGUUGAUUUACUCAUAAACGACUUUGUCUCCUGUCAUUUGUUCCUUCAACUUAUUCUAAGCAGUUUAGAGGAACAUAGAAUCACACUAUUUUGUAUAACAGUCAUCUUUAAAAAGGAAAGGUAUUAUAAAAAAGUCACUUAAUAUCAUGUACUAGUUGGCUAAAUAUACGAUUUAAGUUAAUACUUGAAUUGUGCUAUAUAGUAAAUUAAAAUAUACUAUUUUGUAUUCAAAUAUUGAAAAAAUUUAAAAUCACUUUGACUUCUGAAAAACAUACAAUUGUAAUUUUUAUGUAAAAUUUCUUAUGUAGGUACUACCUUUUUUUAAUUAUACCAAGGUUUACUAGUGAACAUGGGGUAUUUUAAAAGUUGUUUAUUCAUCAAGCCUAGAGCAUAUGUACAGCAGUUUCAAUGUAUAAGAAAAAAUCCAUAUUUUAAUUACCGUAUGCAUUAAAAUAAAAACCAAAACAUUUAUCCAUACUUAGAACGUUUAUAUAGUAGCAAAACAGUACAUAAACAGAAAUAAUACUGAGAUACUUAAUUUCUAACUUGGAGAAUAAAACUGUGACACAGUUAUUCUCAUGAGAGAAUUAUUCCCCUACCUCAAAUUUAAGGGUUUUUCUUCCUAGCAUUGGAUUUUUAAAGACAAUUGUUUUUGAAUAAUUACACACAUUCUCUUCUAUUAAAUAUCAAUAGUGCUUAUAAUUGUUUUAAUUAUAUUUUCAUGUUGAGUAAGGAGACCUUUUUCUUUAAAAUACUCUAAGGAAUGCCUGCCUGGUAGUUGAGUCUCAAGCAGUAUUCUGGUACCCUUUUAUCCAAUUAAUGUAUGUAAAUGACACGAACAUCAUAAAAUCCAUUUGGGGUGCACUACUGACUCUUUCUUUUAAGAGUUAAGCCCCUUCAUUAUUCACUGUUAGAAAAAUAAGGAAAGGUGAGACAGUUGGAAAAAUGCCAAGUAAAUGAUAACCAUGAGAAGUUGAAUUCUCAAACUCUCUGCAGUAACCUGUAUUGCCCACCCCUUCCCCAGAAACCCCGCCACCCUUCAAAGUUUCACCCUUGACUGAUCAUCAGAAUCACUUGGGUUGCUUAGAAAGAAUUCCCGGGCUAUAGCUUCUAGAUGGGCUUAGGUUGAUGUCUCUCUAGGCAUCAGCAUCUGAUGAUUUUGAUCAUAACUUAGAUUUGGAAACAGCUACCCUUGCCUCUUUUUUUCUGUAUCUUCCAUUGGAAACCCUGAAAUUAACAUUUUAGCUAUCGGCAUUUUUCAGCAUUGAGUUUAUUAUUAACUAACUGAUCCCUGGAGAAGUUCACAUAUAUUUACCACAAAGUCGAGUGGUAGAUUACCGGACUUGAUAUCGUUGUAGAAUUACUGCAUGAAGACAUCCUUUUUGGAGAACAUCCCCAGUGGUCAGCUGCCUGCUAUUAAAGUCACCUCCUUUGGCUGCGAGGUCCUCAUCCUUACCCUUAGGUGUAUGGCAGGAAUAUGUAGCUUCCCAGCCACACUUUGCAUGUUGUGAAGAUGAUGUCAACAUCCAGCCUUAAAAUAUGUCAGAGCACUGGUUUUUCAAUCAAAGAGGCUAUUUUGAAUUUUCUGUUUAACCCAAAUGUAAGUAAAAAGAGUAUUUCAUUUCCCUCUUUAAAACUGUACCAGCAAUUAAUGCUUUUAGAGACUGAGCUAUUUUGCAGUUUUUCUUUUAUUUCAGUUUAAUAGGAACAUUUCUGACAGUCAUCUUUGGUAACAACGGUACCUAGUGAAAGUACGGGAGCCUGACAACUCAGGCAGAGCACUUCCUGUGCCGUCCUCCCUCCCGUCCUUAAAAUGUGUAUUUACACACACAUAGGUUUGCACACUGAAUGUUGAAGAAUAAAGUAGAAUCUGCUAUAAUUUCCCUUUAAAACGUAUGAAAAGCAUUGAGAUUUUUAAAAAGAUUGUACUACCUUAAAAAAGACUUGGCAAUUGUCAAUAAAGUGCUAGUAUUUGUAAGAUUUUUAGGCCCAUUGAGAAAUACUAUUCUUAUAUCUCCUGGGAAUUUGUGGCAUAAUAAAGCAUAUCCAAAGUUCUAA